AUGGCCGUCGGGAAUCUGGCGGCCGAUGUCGGCGCGCGACUGGCCAACUGCACGGCUGAUCAGACAAUCCUUGACGGCCGCUUCCACCUCGCGAUAUUCAAGAACGCCACCGGCAAUUACAACCUUCUCGUCGAGGCGCUCCUGGUGGACGCGGCGGGCGGUCCGCCCGACUCGCUCGCGAUCGUGAAGGGCGCCGUGUGCGACGCCGCCGCGACGGACGUCCUCGCGCUGCCGCUCGCCGCGGCGGACUGGCAGCAGCGCGCGGGGUGGUGGCUGCUGCACGCGGAGGCGCGCCUCGACGCGUUUCUCGAGAACGCGGACGCCGCCACCCUUGACGCGCUGCUCGUGGUGCUCCCCAACGCCUCGCUUCCGCGCAAGAGCGGCGGAGGCGCCGGCGGAGGCAGCGCCGGGGGCGCGCGGAGCAGGAAGGGUGGGAGGCGCAUGGGGCGGGAGCUGCUGAUGCGCGCAUUCGGCCUCGCUGCCAGGCAGGGCGGACAGAAGCAGGGGGGGCAGCAGCAGCAAGGAGGGCAGCAGCAGCAGGUGGGAGCGCAGCAGCCGCCUGCAGGUGGUUUUUCAGGUGGAUUUCCAGGUGGUGAUGGCGGAGUGAACAGCACAGUGAGCGGGUGUGCUGUGCGGGCGGGCAGCAGCGCAGCAGGUGUGACGUGGGGCGGACAGCUCAUGGGGGCCAAAAUUCCUGAUGCUGCUACUGCUGGUUCUGCUGGGGGUUCUUCUUGA
Molecule: messenger RNA, 735 nt
Organism: Closterium sp. Naga37s-1
Lineage: Eukaryota; Viridiplantae; Streptophyta; Zygnematophyceae; Desmidiales; Closteriaceae
Source: the annotation of a GenBank genome assembly